Messenger RNA from Phytomonas sp. Hart1, 1467 nucleotides. The record is from the annotation of a GenBank genome assembly. Lineage: Eukaryota; Euglenozoa; Kinetoplastea; Trypanosomatida; Trypanosomatidae.
AUGCUUCGACGCAGCAUAUUCCGUCUGGGCACCAUCGACAAGGUGAUGUCCCUCGAGAAAGCGAUUGGCGAUAUCCCGAACAAUGUCGAAAUUGCGUUUGGCGGCUUUGGCUGUGCGGGGGUUCCGUUUGCCCUGAUCAAGGAACUCCAACGGCGCGACGUGAAGGGGAUUACGGCCUACACCGACUCCGCCGGCAUCGAGGGCUGGGGGAUUUCGAUGUUGAUGGAGCAAAACCAGCUCAAGCGCAUCUGCUGCUCCUACGUCGGGGUGAACAAGUUCUUUAGCAAGCGCUAUUUGGACGGCGAUCUCGAGCUCGAGUUCGUCCCGCAAGGGACGCUGGCGGAGCGGAUGCGCUCCGGCGGGGCGGGGAUCCCCGCCUUCUACACCGCCACCGCCUACGGCACGCAAUGCCAGACCGGGGGCCAGAUCGUGAAGUACGACAAAACCGGCAACCCCUGCGUGCUUUCCGAGCCGAAGGAGACCCGCUGCUUUGACGGGCGGUGGUACGUGAUGGAGCGGACGAUUCGCCCGCACUACGCCUUCGUUCGCGCGCACAAGGGCGACCGGGCGGGGAACCUCGUCUUCCGCGCGAUGUCCCGCAAUUUCAACAUCCCCGCCGCCCAGUGCGGGCGGUGCGUCAUCGCGGAGGUGGACCACCUGGUCGAGAACGGCGAGUUGGACCCGGACGAAAUCCACCUCCCCCGGGUCUUCGUGCACCGCGUCGUGCAGGCCCCGAAGUACAAAAUCCCUAUCGAGCAGCGCACCGUCUUCGGGGCGGCGCAGAAGGCAAAAGGCGAGGACGCCCGCCAGAUCAUCGCCCGCCGCGCCGCGCUCGAGUUCGCGGACGGCAUGCACGUUAACUUGGGCAUCGGCAUCCCCACGGAGUCCGCGAACUACAUCCCCCCCGGCGUCAGCGUGUCUUUGCAGUCCGAGAACGGCCUGAUCGGGAUGGGGCCCUUCCCCACCGAGGACAAGGUCGACCCCGAGUGGAUCAACGCGGGAAAGCAAACCAUCACCUACCUUCCAGGGGCCGCUUGCUUUGACAGUGCCGUCUCGUUCGGGCAAAUCCGCGGCGGCCAUAUCCAGCUCACCAUGCUCGGGGCGUUGGAGGUCGCGGCGAAUGGGGAUCUGGCGAAUUGGUGUAUUCCCGGGAAGCUCAUCAAAGGCCCGGGAGGGGCGAUGGAUCUCGUCAGCAGCGGCUCCCGCGUGGUGAUUACGAUGACCCACACCAACAAAGACGGCGAGCCGAAGAUUUUGGAGCGCUGUAAGCUGCCGGUGACCGGGAUUGCCUGCGUGAGCCGCAUCAUCACUGAGCAGGCCGUCUUUGACAUCGAAGGAAAGCAGCUGGUGCUGAAAGAGCUCGCAGAGGGGGUGACGGUGGAGAAGGUCAAGUCCAUCACCGACGCACACUUUAAGGUCUGCGAUAGCCUGAAACCGAUGCCCCUCGCGAAGAUUACGACUUGUUGA